This is a messenger RNA of Hansenula anomala, 579 nucleotides long. RefSeq lists its product as uncharacterized. Gene Ontology annotation, molecular function: oxidoreductase activity. The transcript has a single exon. Gene Ontology annotation, cellular component: mitochondrion. NCBI's taxonomy places the organism in Eukaryota, Fungi, Ascomycota, Saccharomycetes, Phaffomycetales, Wickerhamomycetaceae. The coding region runs from base 1 to 579 and encodes 192 amino acids. The record is from RefSeq and is a predicted model, not a curated record.
AUGUCAAUGUUCAAGACCAUUCAAAGCAAUCCAGGUGUCAUCACCAUUUUCCACAAUGUUCAUUCUCAACUGUCUAAGUCCUUGUUAACAAAAUUACAACAAUCUGCGAAACCUUAUCAUCAACAAGUUUCAAGUAAACAUCAAUCAAUUUUAAGUAAAGUUCUACAUGGCAAUUCAGAUUCUGAAAGUAAAAGCCCACUAGAGAAAUACACAAUUGAACAAAUUAAUUCUGGUUUUCCAACUUAUGAUCAAUUGAAAUUAAUUAAAUCAUUUGUUAAUAGUCAUCCAUCUUCUAAAACAACCUUCAUUGAUGUUUUCCCCAAAUUCAUUGAUCCGAAAGUAUUAGAAAGUUUGAAUGGCGCUAAUAAAUACAACUUUAAUAUAUCAGAUUUGAAGAUUCCAGAUGAAAUGGAAAUAAAUGAAUUAUUGAAUACAGAUUAUGAAAAGUUAUUAAAAGAUGGUUGGUUCAAGCCUCCUUUAGUUAUUGAUUGGGAUAAUAGUUUGAUUGCUAAUAAUGAAUUCACAUUAGAUAGAAUUUUAAAGCAUUAUAGUGCAGAGAAUCAUUCAAAUGGUGAUUAG